AGGGAUUUUGCAUAUGUUGCCAGAGACAAGGAUACAAGGAUUUUAAAAUGCCACGUGUUCCGAUGUGACACACCAGCAAAAGCCAUUGCAACCAGUCUUCACGAAAUUUGUUCUAAGAUUAUGGCAGAAAGGAAAAAUGCCAAAGCUACGGCUUGCAGUUCCUCGCAGGAAAGACCACAUGCUAGCCUGGAUGUACCACUGCAAGUAGAAUUCCCAACACCAAAGACAGAACUUGUACAGAAGUUUCAUCUGCUGUAUAUUGGAAUGCUGCCAUGCACUAAACCAACAGGUAUGGAUAUUAUUAAUGAAGUCAUUGAAGGGCUUAUCGAACAAUCAGACAAAGAAAAUUGGGUUCCAGUUAUUAUGAAUGUAGCUGAUGCUACUGUAACAGUUAUUAAAGAAAAGGAAGAAGAGGUCUUGGUGGAAUGCAGGGUUCGCUUUCUGUCAUUCAUGGGAGUUGGCAGAGAUAUUCACACUUUCGCUUUUAUUAUGGACACUGGAAAUCAGCACUUUGAGACUCAUGUCUUCUGGUGUGACCCUAAUGCAGGAAGUGUUUCCGAAGCUGUACAAGCAGCCUGCAUGUUGCGGUAUCAGAAGUGCCUGGUUGCCAGGCCUCCAUCCCUGAAGGCUCAGCCUCCACCACCUCCUGCAGACUCAGUGACACGAAGAGUCACAACUAGUGUAAAACGGGGCGUUCAGUCCCUGAUUGACACUUUGAAACAGAAACGCCCAGUGGCUGACAUGCCAUAG
Molecule: messenger RNA, 750 nt
Organism: Staurois parvus
Lineage: Eukaryota; Metazoa; Chordata; Amphibia; Anura; Ranidae
Source: the annotation of a GenBank genome assembly